GCCGCCGCCUGCGCAUGCGCACCGCCGAGCGGCGUGCCGGCGUGGUGCCGCCAUGUCGCCGCGCAAUGGCCGCCGCACCGGCGCCCACCGGGCGCACUCGCUGGCCCGGCAGUGGAAGACGAAGCGGCGCCGCCGCGAUCUGGAUGAGAUCCACGGGGACCUGAAGCCCGAGAACGCCGCUCGGCUGCUGCGGCAGGAGCCCGACCCCGACUUGCCGGGCUGCGCCCAGUUCUACUGCCUGCACUGCGCGCGCUACUUUGUGGAUCUGACCAGCAUGAAGGAGCACUUCAGGUCCAAGGUGCACAAGAAGAGGCUGAAGCAGCUGCGAGAGGCACCGUACACGCAGGAGGAGGCAGAGCGCGCCGCCGGGAUGGGCUCCUACAUCCCCCCGAAGAAGGUGGAAGUGCAGACGCAGCCACUCGAGGAAGUCGUUGAGAUGGAGGCGUCCAGCUGAGCGUGGACUGAGGGGCCGGGCGGCUCCGUAAGGGCGUCUUUGUUCUCAGCUUUGUGAGAAAAACAUGCCCCAGCGCAGCCGGCCAGCAGGCAAACGCACCGCUCCUGCCAGCAGCCCUCCUCGCCGGAGCACUAAUGAGGAGAAGGAGCCAGCGAGACCCUGGGUGCCCUCACUGCGUGUCCCCCUUCUCGAGGAAGGGGCAAGCCGCUUGUUCCCUAAGCGCUGGCGUGACUGUACACUCGUCUCUGCUUUUAGAGUGGUUUUAGGCCUCUCUGCUUCGGUCAGAGGUUGACCCCGGUGACUCAUCCAUUAAAAUAUGUCAACCAACA
This is a messenger RNA of Phalacrocorax carbo (great cormorant), 783 nucleotides long. The record is from RefSeq and is a predicted model, not a curated record. NCBI's taxonomy places the organism in Eukaryota, Metazoa, Chordata, Aves, Suliformes, Phalacrocoracidae.